UUCGGGGUGUGCGGAGCAGCAGGCCGGCCUGGGUGCUCUAGAGGUGGGUGUGCUCAUUUCCUGCAUUAGGACUGAUAGUUGCCACAACCAAGUGCCACAAACCAGGUGGCUUAAAACAGCAGGUCUUCUCCCAGGUUCUGACGUCUACAGAACCAGAACCCAGGCGCCAGCCAGGCCGGUUCCCGCCGUGGGUUCCCAGGGAGUGUGUCUCGCGCCUCUCUGGGGGCCACCAGGACUCCUUGGCUUGUGGCCGCAUCACUCUAAUCCCUGCCUCCGCCUCCACAUGGUGGCCCCAAUCCAGUUCAAUCUCUAAUGUGGUCACAUCUGCAAAGACCCUACUUCUAAAGAAGGUCACAUUCACAGAGUCCGGGUGGACAAGAACUUUGGGGGGACACUGUUCAACCCAGGACAGUGGGUUCUGACUUCAGGGGGAGGCUGUCCUCCUCACCGCGCUCACCUCUCCCCUGGCAGGUGCUGGGUGCACGCCGACCAUGCCUCGCUCCUUCCUGGUGAAGAGCAAGAAGGCUCACACCUACCACCAGCCCCGCAUCCAGGACGAUGAACCAUUCUGGCCUCCCGUCCUGAGCCCGGUGGCCAGCGACCAGGUCCCGAGCAGCCACCCUGUCCUCGGCACCCUGCUCCCGGGCCCGCAUCUGGACUGGCCCGACCUCAAGCGGGAGCCGGCGCUGGAGCUGGACCAGAGCUGGACCAGCAUGGCCUCCGCACCAGGGGGUCCUGCUGGGACGUCCCAGCCCCGGGACAGGGACUCACCAGCCUCCAACUCCCCUCCGCUCUACAAGCCCAGCUUCUGCUGGGACGCCCUGGCCUCGGCCUACAGCCACAGCUACCGGCAGGCCCCCUCCACCACCUCCUCGCCGGGCCUGGACGCGUACCACUGCGUCAAGUGCAGCAAGGUCUUCUCCACCCCACACGGGCUUGAGGUGCACGCCCGUCGCUCCCACAGCGGGACCCGGCCCUUCGCCUGUGACGUCUGCGGCAAGACCUUCGGCCACGUGGUCAGCCUGGAGCAGCACACGCACAUCCACUCGCAGGGGAUUCCGGCCGGGUCCAGUCCUGCGCCGGCGCCUGACCCCCCAGGGCCUCGUUUCCCCCGGCAGGAGCGCAGCUUCGAGUGCCAGAUGUGCGGCAAAGCCUUCAAGCGCUCGUCCACCCUGUCCACCCACCUGCUCAUCCACUCGGACACGCGGCCCUACCCCUGCCAGUUCUGCGGCAAGCGCUUCCACCAGAAGUCGGACAUGAAGAAGCACACCUACAUCCACACGGGUGAGAAGCCACACAAGUGCCAGGUGUGCGGAAAGGCCUUCAGCCAGAGCUCCAACCUCAUCACCCACAGCCGGAAGCACACGGGCUUCAAGCCCUUCAGCUGCGAGCUCUGCUCCAAGGGCUUCCAGCGCAAGGUGGACCUGCGGCGGCACCGUGAGAGCCAGCACAACCUCAAGUGAGGCUGUGCCCCUCCCAGCCCCUCCCAGCCCGUCCUGCCGUCCUGUCGCCCGGAGGGAGGCCAGCCUCGUGCGCCCAGAGCCCCAGUCUCCCGGGGGCAACACUGGAUGGGAGUCCUGCAGCUUGUUUUGAGACUCAGGAGACAGCUGUGUGACUUUGGGCAAAUCGCUUUCCCUCUCUGGACCCAUGGCUCUCCUGCUGUAAAGUGUGGGAGCUGGGUUGGGUCUUUUCUGAGCUGAAGGUAUAAUAACUUGGGUGCCUUCCCCAGGGCAGAGCCCAGGCCAGAGCAGCCCCACGUGGACCACGAUGCCACGAUCAGACCGGACCCGCAGAGCCGGGACCCACAGAGAAAUCCUCCCGGUGCCUUCUGCCCACAGCGCUGGGAUCCGGUCCCCUGGGUCUUUAGGGGGCCUCUUUUGGACGGCCAGAUGGUCAGAGCCACCUCCUGCCCCGGGGGGAUGCCCAGCACCCCGCUGCUUCAGCCAGACCUGCUGGCUACCCCCGACUUCUGACUAGCACUCAGCUGGGCUCUGGUCUGCCCUCAGACCUCCGGGCUGGAGAAACCAGCAGUUAUUGCCUGUUCCCCUCAACUGUACAUGGAAAUAAAGACACAGAUUUAUUUACAUCUGA
Myotis davidii is the source of this 2091-nucleotide messenger RNA. It is a transcript of the gene GFI1B, whose product is annotated as growth factor independent 1B transcription repressor. Gene Ontology annotation, cellular component: nucleus. NCBI's taxonomy places the organism in Eukaryota, Metazoa, Chordata, Mammalia, Chiroptera, Vespertilionidae. The record is from RefSeq and is a predicted model, not a curated record. Gene Ontology annotation, biological process: regulation of transcription by RNA polymerase II. Bases 492 to 1463 code for a protein of 323 amino acids. The transcript is spliced from 6 exons. Gene Ontology annotation, molecular function: RNA polymerase II cis-regulatory region sequence-specific DNA binding; DNA-binding transcription factor activity.